UAGUUUCGAUGGACGUAUUUUAGUUUUUUUUAACUCUGAAAUUCUAUGUUGUAAUGCUUCUUGCAGGUAAUCUUAAUGCUGGAUUGCUUCUACUCGAUCGAAUCAAUGACUUCGAACAAUGCAAAGCAAGCCAAGUUAACAAAUGAUGAACAUGCUCCCGAGAAAAGAAGCUUUCGGGGCAGCAAAACUACUUCGGUCGCUGCAAAAUGUGCCCCUCCGUAUACUCUUGGGUCUGCGAUCCCUGAUCUUAAAUGGCUUCGCAUGUACUUCGGUGUCUACUUGACUAUUGGAACUAUAAGCUUUUACGCGCUGAAGGACGAUAUCGGAGGGAAAAAGACGAACGAUUUCGUUGAUUCACUUUACUAUUGUGUCACCACAAUGACCACCGUUGGUAAUGGAGACCUUUUCCCUUAUAGUUUCGAUGUGCGAGUCGUGUCCAGCAUUUUCGUAACCGUAGGGAUGUUUCUGUUCGGAAUAGCAGUGAAGAUAGCUGCAAAGUACUUGGUCGUGAAGCAACAAAUGGUCAUGGUUAACGCCCUGCGCACGGCUCGAAAAAUCAGUCCGGUGGAAGCCCUUAAAGAUAUUGACAGCCUCAAAAUAAACUACAAUAAGGUCAAGAUAUCAUUGAUGGCUAUGGGAGGGCGUUUCGUCCUCGGGAUCUUGGUUUUGCUCACCGUCGAAGGAAUGGACUUCUUCGACUGCAUCUACUGUGCAGUUGCUACCAUGACAACCACAGGCUUUGGAGAUGAGACCUUCCAAAGUACAUUCGGCCGCAUGUUUGCUGUAUUCUGGAUAUCGACCGGAACUUCCUGCGUAGGCUAGCUAUUUCUCUACAUGGCAGAGGUGUACACCGAUGUCGAAACAAGGAAAUUGG
This is a messenger RNA of Hibiscus syriacus, 874 nucleotides long. Its product is annotated as two-pore potassium channel 1-like. Gene Ontology annotation, biological process: potassium ion transmembrane transport; stabilization of membrane potential. The record is from RefSeq and is a predicted model, not a curated record. Bases 76 to 822 code for a protein of 248 amino acids. NCBI's taxonomy places the organism in Eukaryota, Viridiplantae, Streptophyta, Magnoliopsida, Malvales, Malvaceae. Gene Ontology annotation, molecular function: potassium ion leak channel activity. The transcript has a single exon. Gene Ontology annotation, cellular component: plant-type vacuole membrane.